Mycena citricolor is the source of this 1546-nucleotide messenger RNA. The record is from the annotation of a GenBank genome assembly. NCBI's taxonomy places the organism in Eukaryota, Fungi, Basidiomycota, Agaricomycetes, Agaricales, Mycenaceae.
AGAGGUCUUUAUAAGCUUCCUUGUCGCGAGGAUACAGCUCAUCCCACUCUCAUUCACAAGCACCACGAUAAUCAUGGUUGGAAUAACGAACGGCUUGACUCCAAGCACGAAUGGCAGCACUCAGAAGCACAACGGGUCGACAUGGGGUUUCGCGACCAGAGCGGUUCAUGUCGGCUCCGAGCCAGACAGCCACACCGGCGCUGUCAUCCCUCCUAUCUCCCUGAGCACAACCUUCAAACAAGACGGCGUCGGGAUCCACAAGGGCUUCGAGUAUUCUCGAUCGCAAAACCCAUCGCGGGCUGCGCUGGAAGCCAUGCUUGCCUCAAUAGAGAUCGGUGGAGCUGACGCCCUCGCUUUUUCGUCUGGCAGUGCUGCGACGGCUACCGUAAUACAAGCCAUGGGUACGGACGCUCACAUCAUCGCUGUCAGCGAUGUCUAUGGAGGCACAUGGCGCUAUAUGAAACGGGUCGCGGAAGAGCUAUCCGGACUACAGGUCGAUUGGAUAGAUCCUGAAGGCAGUGUGGACCAGAUCCGCGCGGCUUUGAAGCGCAAUACCAAGCUCAUUUGGCUGGAAUCACCGACAAAUCCUCUGCUUCUCUUGCCGUCAUUGCCAGAAAUAUCUGCACUGCUGUCUGAAAUAUACUCUCAAGACAAUGACGUGAUUGCAGGCCAGAACUUCCCCACAACACGGCCGCUGGUGCUCGUAGACAGCACAUUCUCAUCGCCGUAUUAUGCAUCGCCACUGCUCCCUAUCCAAUUGGACGACGGAAGCACUCUACCGGGAGCGGAUAUCGUCUUGCAUUCGCUGACCAAGUAUAUCAACGGCCACUCCGAUGCACUACUUGGUGCUGCCAUCCUCCCCCCCUUCUCCCCUCUUCUGUCCAAGUUGACCUUCCUGCAAAAUGCACACGGUGCCGUUCCCUCUGCGUUUGACUGUUAUCUCGCCCAGCGAGGUGCCAAGACUCUGCAACUAAGGAUGCAGGCGGCUGGCUCAUCUGCGUUGCGGCUCGCCCAAGUGCUACAAAAUCAUCCCAUCGUCGAGGAAGUCAUCUACCCGGGCCUCGCCUCUCACAGGCGCCAUGCCGUUGCCUGGCGUGCUUUGAGUCCACACGCUCGGCGGUGGAUUCAAAAGCAGUAUCCCGACGUCGGUGCGAACGGCGAAGGCGAUUUCCCGUACAGUGGAAUCGUCAGCGUCAGAUUGCGGACGGAACCACAAGCCCUGAAGUUUCUGGCUGAGUUGCGAAUCUUCACGCUUGCUGAAAGUCUCGGUGGCGUCGAAAGCUUGGCGGAACAUCCUGCUCAGAUGACUCAUGCCACUAUUCCCAAGGCGGAACGCGAGGAACGUGGAAUCACAGGAGGACUAGUUCGGAUGAGUGUCGGUGUAGAAGACAUUGAGGAUUUGAUCCAUGAUGCCCAGAAGGCACUAGAUGUGGCCGCAUCUCUGUAGCAUAAUGAUUUCGUCUAUAGCGUGUUAUCAUACGCUCAUAGAUUAGAGUAGUCAGACAUCCAAAAGAACGCAAUGAAUCAGCCGUGUACCUUCGCACAU